CCAGCGUCUUCGUCUACGAGCUCAGCGCGAUCCUCAUCCACCGAGGGGUCAGCGCCUACUCGGGCCAUUACAUCGCCCACGUGAAGGACCCCCAAACCGGGGAGUGGUACCGGUUUAACGACGAAGAGAUCGAGAAGAUGGAAGGCAAGAAGCUGCAGCUGGGAGCGGAAGAGGAACUGGAACCCUCUAAGUCUCAGUCUCGGAGGCCCAAGUGUGGGAAGGGGACUUACCGCUCCCGGAAUGCCUACAUGCUGGUGUAUCGGUUGCAGUCGCGGGAGAAGUCCCUGGCUGUUGAACUCCCAGCUUUCCUGCAGGAGCUGGUGGAUGAGGACAACAGCAGGUUUGAGGAGUGGUGCCACGAAAUGGCCGAGAUGCGGAAGCAGAGCGUGGCGCGGGGCAAGGUCAAGCACGAAGAGGUGAAGGAGCUCUACCAGAAGUUGCCUGCCAAAGCUGGCUGCCCCUACGACUUUGUCUCCCUGGAAUGGCUGCAGCAGUGGCUGGAUGAAUCGACGCCCCCCAAGGCCAUCGACAACACGGCCUGCCUGUGCCCGCACGGCAAGCUGCACCCGGAUAAGAUCUCCACCGUCAAGCGGGUCUCGGAGGACGUGGCCGACUACUUCUACCAGAGAUACGGGGGAGGGCCCAGGCUGACAG
Molecule: messenger RNA, 654 nt
Organism: Notechis scutatus (mainland tiger snake)
Lineage: Eukaryota; Metazoa; Chordata; Lepidosauria; Squamata; Elapidae
Source: RefSeq, a predicted model, not a curated record